Molecule: messenger RNA, 3285 nt
Organism: Oncorhynchus masou masou (cherry salmon)
Lineage: Eukaryota; Metazoa; Chordata; Actinopteri; Salmoniformes; Salmonidae
Product: mediator of RNA polymerase II transcription subunit 16-like
Biological process (GO): positive regulation of DNA-templated transcription
Cellular component (GO): mediator complex
Source: RefSeq, a predicted model, not a curated record
CAUACACUUUAUAAAAAAAAGGAUAAUACAUAUAUAUACAUAUAUAUAUAUUCAGUGUAAACAAAAAUUGACAGAUUAAACUGAUUCGUUUUCGAUGAAAUUAUAAUCUACCAAGGAAACGCAAUUUAUUUAAAAAAAUGUUGCAGGCAACUCAAAAUAGGUCUAAAUUCGCUGUCAGGGGUCCUAUCGUACCAUCUUUGUGUUCAUGACUAUAAGGUAGCAAUAUGGUAUCCAUAUUUUGUCAAAUUUACGUAAAAAGUUUAAUUUUGUUGUAUUUUAGCUAACCUUAUCCUAAUCUGCUGCGUAUAGUUCUCGUAACCUGCUAUGAUUAUGACAAAAGUUAAUUUGACAAAAUCUGUAUCUCUUCUUGCAAUGACCCAUAUUUUGUUUGUAGUUGGAUGGGAUGUAUUCAUUAGUCAUAUUCCGUUGUAAAAAGUUUUGUCAAAUUAACAUCAGAUUUGCAAACCGUUUUACAACGGAAUACGACAACCGGAGAGGGACUUUUUGGACAAUUUGUCCAAUAGAAACUCUCGUUGCAAAACGUUUUACUUUUGGGAGUAAAUGGUUUCCGUUGUAAAAUGUUUUGCAACAGGAUCUGACUAAUUAAUACGCCCAUGAUUUAUUGCACAGUGCUAGAUAGAUGGACUGAAAACGCAUGCUCAAUCAGUGGACAAGUGUAUGGUUGAAUGAUGGAGGUGGCCUAUGUUUGUGAGUGGGAGAAGAGACCCAAGAGUAACCACUGUCCAACCAUCCCACUGGCGUGUGCCUGGUCCUGCAGGUACCUAGUUGCCUUUACCACAGACCUAAAAAAUGAAGAAGAUGAGAAAGAAGUCAGUCAUAUGGUCCACAUCAUUGACACAGAGCACCCAUGAGAUGUGUACUCCAUUUACUCUGGACAUGCCGAGGUCAUAUCCUGUCUGGAGUGGGACCAAUCAGGUUGCUGUCUGCUGAUGGAGACGGGCAGAUCAAGUGCUGGGCGAUGACAGAUCACCUGGUGAACAGCUGGGAGACUUCACUAGGGAGUGCAGUGGACGGAGACCCUAUCGUAGCUCUGUCCUGGCUGCAUAAUGGAGUCAAGCUGGCUCUGCAUGUGGAGAUGUCAGGCUCCACCAACUUUGGGGAGAAGUUUUCACGGGUCAGGUUCUCGCCGUCUCUCACGCUGUUCGGGGGUAAGCCCAUGGAAGGCUGGCUGGCAGUGACUGUGAGCGGCCUGGUCACGGUGUCCUUGCUGAAGCCCAACGGUCAGCUGUUGACCGCCAGCGAGAGCCUGUGUCGCCUGAGGGGCCGAGUUGCCCUGGCCGACAUCGCCUUCACCGGCGGGGGCAACAUCGUGGUGGCGGCAACGGACAGCAGUAGCUCCUCACCUGUGCAGUUCUACAAGGUGUGCGUGAGCGUGGUCAACGAGAAGUGUCGCAUCGACACGGAGUUGCUGCCCUCACUCUUUAUGCGCUGCACCACAGACCCGGUCAGGAGGGACAAGUAUCCGGCCGUCACACACCUCAAGUUCCUCACCAGGGAGAACUCUGAGCAGGUGCUGUUGUGUGCCUCCAGUCAGAUGGGCAGCAUCGUCGAGUGCUGGUCACUGCGAAAAGAAGGCCUCCCUGUUAAUAACAUAUUCCAGCAUCGCUCACCAGUAGUGGGUGAGAAACAGCCGAUGAUCUUGAAAUGGCGCAUCCUCUCAGCCACCAAUGACCUGGACCGCGUGUCGGCCGUUGCUCUGCCCAAGCUGCCCAUCUCCAUCUCCAACCCUGACUUAAAGGUGGCGUCGGACACAAAGUUCUGCCCAGGCCUCGGACUGGCUCUAGCCUUCCACGAUGGCAGCAUCCAGAUCCUCCACCGGCUAUCCCUCCACACUAUGGGCGUGUUCUAUGGCUCCUCCUCGGGCUCCUCCCAGCGGCCCGGGGACGAGCCGGCCAUCAAGCGGCAGCGUGCCGGCGGCCACACCGUCCACUUCAAGGCCCUGCAGUUCUCCUGGACCUCGCUGGACCUGGCCGGAGUGGACAACCGCGGGAAGCUGCACAUGAUCCGUGUGUCUCCCUCCAUGGGCCAGAUGUUGGACAUGAACACACUGCUGCGCCACCUGCUGUUCUUGCUGGAGUACUGCAUGGUGACGGGCUACGACUGGUGGGAUGUGCUGCUCCACGUGCAGCCGGGCAUGGUCCAUAACCUGGUGGAGAAGCUUCAUGAAGAGUACAUGAGACAGAACCAAGCCCUGCAGCAGGUAGAUAUCGAUAAGGUGAUGAUCAACCUGAAGACCGAGGAGUUUGUGCUGGACGGCCCCCCGCUCCAGUCUCUGCAGCAGCUCAUCCAAUGGGUGGGAGACUUUGUGCUCUACCUGAUGGCUAACCUACCCAAUCAGGGCUCCAUCGUGCGUCCCGGCUUUGGGUUCCUGCGCGACGGCUCGUCCCUGGGCAUGCUGCGUGAAAUGAUGGUGAUGAUCCGGAUCUGGGGCCUGCUGAAGCCUGGCUGCCUGCCCAUCUACACGGCCACCUCGGACAACCAGGACAGCAUGUCGCUCCUCUUCCGCCUGCUCACCAAGCUCUGGCUCGGCUCUCGGGACGAGGGCCACCCCCAGGAGCCUGAUGAGCCGCUGAUAGACGAGUGCUGCCUGCUGCCCAGCCAGCUGCUGGUGCCCAGCAUGGACUGGCUGCCCGUCAAUGACGGCAUCAUCUGCAAGCAGCAGGGCAAGCAACCUCUGCGGCUGCAGUUUGGCAAGCCCUACAGCCUUCCGGGUCUCAACUCCACCACCCAGGUGGAGAUCUUCUCUAGGAGCCCAGAGGAUGGAUAACCUACGUUGUCUCCACAUGGGAGUCUGCCCCACAGAGGAGAGCAAAGCCUGCACCCGGUGUGGCUGUGUGACCAUGCUCCGCUCACCCAACAAGACCAGCGCAAUGAAGCAGUGGGAGCGACGCUGGAUCAAGAACUGCCUGUGCGGAGGCCUCUGGAGAAGGAUUCCCUCCACACUGUCCUGAGAUCAGUCAACGGACAACUAUUGACUCUGACAAGCCCAUGGCCACCGCAAACCCCGACUCUAGAUCAGCCUUUAGAGUUUGUACAGUAGAUUGCACAGCGCUGCUGCCUCCUAGCAGAUGUCACGAAAGACAGAUUCCAUAUCCAAUAUGAUGAAGUAUUGGAUAUCAAUGCAGUUGUAUUGCACAUAUCGCCAUUUGGAAAGGCUGUGAUCAUGCUAUCAUUGUUUCCUACCUGUAAGUAGGAACCACGUUUUUCAUGUCCCUUUUUAUAUGCAAACGCGUGUCAAGAUAAUAAAGCUUCUUGAGGACCUUA